Boleophthalmus pectinirostris (great blue-spotted mudskipper) is the source of this 1863-nucleotide messenger RNA. RefSeq lists its product as uncharacterized. The transcript has 3 exons. The record is from RefSeq and is a predicted model, not a curated record. Bases 17 to 658 code for a protein of 213 amino acids. Lineage: Eukaryota; Metazoa; Chordata; Actinopteri; Gobiiformes; Gobiidae.
GAAGAGUGGGAAGACGAUGAAGAAGAAGAAUGGGAGAGCGAUGAAGAGGACUGGGACUCUGGCUAUGGAAGUCUCUCCUCCGAGGAAGACAGUGAUGAAGACGUGGACGACGAGGAGGAAGAAGACGACCAGCGUUUCCCUCCAGAGGAGGUUUGGGCCGGCUGGCACCAGAGGGCCCCUCCUGCUCAAGCUGUGGACGUGGUGGGUGGUCCCCCGUCCCCCGUUCCUCAGCAGCGAGCAGAGAGCCCUCCUCCUCCGUCUGGUCCCGUCGUUGAAGAAGAGCGUCGCUCGUCUUCUCCCGCUGCUGUCCCCCCUGCGCCCUCCUGCCGUCCUGCUCCUUGCCUUCCCCCUGUGGGCCCUGCUCUGGACUUCCUGCCUCUCGGUGGAUCCAAGCGCCACAGAGAUGAAGGUGAGGAUGAAGAGGAAGACCCCAGCUCCAAGAGGAAGCGCCUUUCCUCCUCUGAGGACAGCUCCGAAGACCCCGCCCCCUCCACAUCUUCCGGGACGUUUGCAAACUUCCCUCGGCACUUCCACCGCCUGCCCCAAGACCCUGAGUCAGACGAUGACUGACUUCAGUCUCACAGACUCUGGGCUUGGUAGCGUCACAUCGGCAGCAUUUACCACCUUCACCAGCGCCGAUUUCACCUCAUGUACAUAGUUUUUCCAUUUAGUAUCUUAGCUGUGUGUGAAGUAGUAGUAGUAGCUGUGUGUGCAAAAAUCAUUUUUCAUUUUUCGUGUGUUUCAAAAGAAGAGAAAGCAAGGAAUAGUAUGUAGGAUUUCUAAAAUCUUGAAAUUCUUGAAUUCUGAAACGUCUUACAAAGCAAAAAGAAAGUUCAAUGUGAUGAGUAAUAGUAAUAAGUAAAUAGUGAGAGAUAAACCAAAUUGAAGCUGCUAUGACACAGAUGUCCUGCAUAGUACGCCUUGCAUUCUGCUCUGGGCAUAGGUGGGUUAGAGGUGUGUUUGCUGUGUUUGUUUGCUGUGUUUUUUUGCAUGUUGAAAGAGAAGGAAUAUUAUGUAGGAACGUAACAGACACAACAAGAACAAAUUGUCUAAAUGUACUCAAUGACUAAAGUGUAAUUGAGAAAAAAGUCCCUCUGAUACUUGUGUGUGGUUUCCUGCAUAGUACGCCUUGCCUUGUGUUUCCUUUGAGCUGGUUCCUCUCUGGCCGUAGGAGGGUUAACUAACUCAUGAAUGCACUUUUACUUUAUAAUCAAGUGUGAGACGUGGAGACUUGGGUUUGUUCACUAACUUGUCGGCUGGUAGGACACUCCCUAAUUCUCCUGUUUAAGUUGAACUGUGUGUUUCCAUGAGAAAACAUUGUACGUGCUUCUUUGCACAGAGUAUUGGUACACAGAAGCCUGUUUUUCAGAAUGGGUGUUUAUUGAAAGGAGGGCCUAAAGCAAAGUGCAUCUCUAGAGUAUUUGUGGAUUAAUCCCACAGAAGGAGUGUACAUGUGCUCUUAAUGCUUUCCUCCAGUGCCAUAAAAAGGGCUUUGAUUGGGGGAGGCCGCUGUGUAAGUAUGUCUAUAUAUGUAUGUCCACAAAUGUGUUCCAGUGGGAUCCAGCGUGUCCUGGUGAGUAAAGAUCAAUACUAACAUAAUAUUUAUAUGAAUUACUAAAGACUGUUGUUCUCUUUCACAGAAAGGUGUCGCUGAUGGAGCUGUCCAUGGUAUCAUCCACAAAGUGCAGUGAACCACCACCAGAGGGAGCCCUGAUCCUAACGCCAGAACACAAGGAUUCAUCGUCAUCUCUGCUAAGACGUCUACAACUACAAUGACUUAUCUCGCUCCAGUCAGAUGAUCCACACACCUCUGAUCCAGAAACAUUCCUGGUGUGUGUGUGACCCGUCAGAUGCUCCGGCCCA